UUGCCGGGAAAUGUAGUUUCGGCGCGGCGGGCCCGGCAAGUCCCGGUGCCGAGGUUCGGUGCGGCGCCUCCUGAGGGCCCGGUCGGUAGGGGACCGUCCACCCUGAUAGGGACGAGGGCGCGGCGUCGCCGGCCGCAGGGUGUCGAGGAAAGGCGCCGAGCUGCGGAACGGCGCGUGCGCGGCCAGAGGCCCUGGGGGUGGGAGAGGGGGCAGAGGCAGGGCCUGGCCGGGAGAGGGGGCGGGUGAUCCAGACACCCAGCCGGGAAGAUGCACAAGAGGAAGGGACCUUCCGGACCCCCGGGCCGGGGCGCCGCAGCUGCCCACCAGCUGGGCCUCCUGAUGGGCCUGUCCCCAGAUGGUCUGAUGAUUCCUGAGGAUGGAGUCAAUGAUGAGGAGCUGGAGGCCGAGUUCUUGGCUUUGGUGGGGGGCCAGCCUCAAGCCCUGGAGAAGCUGAAAGGCAAAGGCCCCCUGCCCAUGGAGGCCAUUGAGAAGAUGGCCAGCUUGUGCAUGCGGGACGAGGAUGGGGACGAGGACACCGAUGAGGAUGUGGAGGCUGACGACGAUCUGCUCGCUGAGCUCAAUGAGGUCCUCGGGGAGGAGCAGAAGGCUGUGCAGCCGCAGCCCCCAGGCACCCAGCCCAGCCUCACAGCUCCCAGUCCGGGCCUGGAGGCCACCCUUCAGGAGAGGCUGGGCCUCUACCAGAUGGCCGCAGAGAGUGCCAGGCAAGUUGGGGACGGCGCCAAGAUGCGCCGCUAUGACCGUGGCCUGAAGACGCUGGAGAACCUGCUGGCUUCCGUGCGGAAGGGCAAGCCCAUUGACGAAGAGGACAUCCCACCACCGGUGGCAGUGGGGAAGGGCCCUGCCAGCACGCCCAGCCACACCCCGGCACCUGGGCCACCUGUCUCGGAACCCCGGGUCUCCGUGGAGGCACCUCUGCCCACUGCCCCCGCCGCAUCCCUGGCCCCCACGAAAGCCCCAGGUGUGUACGCAGGUGCCUGCAGCCCCGGGCCCCUGGAGCAGCUGCGGAGCCGACAGCAUGAGUACAAGCUGGCCGCCCUCCACGCCAAGCAGCAGGGCGACAUGGCGGCCGCCACCAGGUUCUUCCGCAUGGCCAAGAGCUUUGAUGCUGUCUUGGAGGCCUUGAGCCGCGGAGAGCCUGUGAACUUGUCUGGUCUGCCCCCUCCCCCUGACCAGCUGUCCCCCGACCCACCAUCCUCACCCCCGCAGCCUCCAGCUCCCCCCAACACGCCCUCCACUCCAGAGGUGCCCCCAGCCCCGCGAACUCUGCUGGAGGCUCUGGAGCAGCGGAUGGAGCGGUACCGACUGGCCGCGACCCAGGCCAAGACCAAAGGAGACCAGCGGAAGGCCCGCAUGCAUGAGCGAAUCGUCAAGCAAUACCAAGAUGCCAUCCGUGCCCACAAAGCUGGACGAGCAGUAGACGUGGCAGAGCUGCCGGUGCCUCCCGGCUUUCCCCCCAUCCAGGGCCUCGAGGCAGCAGAGUCUGCACAGCCCAGCCUAGUGGGUGUCCUGGAGACAGCCAUGAAGCUGGCCAGCCAGGACGAUGGACCGGAGGAUGAAGAGGACGAAGACCUCAAGAAGCCCAACAGCCCACUGGCUCCCUCCGCCCAGUCCAAGGCCCCAGCCCCGAGGGCCCCCCAGGCCGGAUCCGCCCCAACAGCCAAAGCAGCCCCCAAAGGCACAUCCACCAGAGCCCAGCAGCAGUUGGCCUUCCUGGAGAACCGCAAGAAGCAGCUCCUGCAGGCCGCCCUGCGGGCCAAGCAGAAGAACGAUGUGGAGGGCGCCAAGAUGCACCUGCGCCAGGCCAAGGGGCUGGAUCCCAUGCUGGAGGCCUCGCGCAACGGGCUGCCCGUGGACAUCGCCAAGGUGCCUCCCGCCCCGGUCAACAAGGACGAUUUCGCCCUGGUCCAGCGGCCCGGCCCGGGGCUGUCUCAGGAGUCGGCCCGGCGCUACGGGGAGCUCACCAAGCUCAUCAGGCAGCAGCAUGAGAUGUGCCUGAAUCACUCCAACCAGUUCACGCAGCUGGGCAACAUCGUGGAAACCAGCAAGUUUGAGAAACUGGCCGAGGACUGCAAGCGCAGCAUGGACAGCCUGAAGCAGGCCUUUGCCCGGGGCCUACCCACGCCCACCGCCCGCUUCGAGCAGAGGACCAUGAGCUUCAUCAAGAUCUUUCCCGACCUCAGCGCUAAUGACAUGCUCCUGUUCAUCGUGAGGGGCACCAGUCUGCCCACGCCGCCAGGGCUGUCCCCCGGUGACCUGGACGUCUUCAUUCGCUUUGAUUUCCCCUACCCCAAUGUGGAAGAGGCCCAGAAAGACAAGACCGGCGUGAUCAAGGGCACAGAUUCCCCAGAGUUCAAGGAACAGUUCAAACUGUGCAUCAGCCGCGGCCACCGCGGCUUCCGCCGGGCCAUCCAGACCAAAGGCAUCAAGUUCGAAGUGGUGCACAAGGGGGGCCUGUUCAAGACAGACCGGGUCCUGGGCACCGCGCAGCUCAAGCUGGAUUCGCUGGAGUCGGCAUGCGAGGUCCGGGAGAUCCUGGAGGUCCUGGAUGGUCGCAGACCCACGGGAGGGCGGCUGGAGGUCAUGGUGCGGAUCCGGGAGCCUCUGACCUCUCAGCAGCUGGAGACAGUGACUGAGAGGUGGCUGGUCAUUGACCCUGGGCCCCGGGCCAUGCCCACACAGGUGGCUGGGCCCAAAGGGAAGGCGCCUCUGGUGCCAGCCCCUGCCAGGGAGCCAGGGAACAGAUCCUCCCGGCCCCUGCAUAGUCUCAGUGUGCUGGCCUUUGACCUGGAGCGUCUGGAGCGGAAGAUCCUGGCACUCAGGCAGGCUCACCGACCGGUACCCCCAGAAGUGGCACAGCAGUACCAGGACAUUGUGCAGCGAAGCCAGUGGCAGAGGGCACAGCUGGAGCAGGGGGGCCCGGCCAUACGGCGUGAGUAUGUGGCCCACUUGGAGAGGCAGCUCCAGUUCUACACCGAGGCUGCCCGGCGUCUGGGCAAUGACGGCAGCAGGGAGGCCGCAAAGGAGGCACUCUACAGGCGGAACCUGGUGGAGAGCGAGCUGCAGCGGCUGCGCAGGUGAGCGCCCCCUGCCGGCGGGCCAUCAGGGAGCAAGGCCCGAAGCCCUGGUACCCGGAGGAGCCGCCUGCUGUCCCUCGUGCAGACAAUCAGCGGAUGGCCACCUGAGGGCUCCCCUGACCCCGCGGGGCCAUCCCUGCCGGCACUUGCCCCUGGCCAGGCUCUGGCAGGUGGGCCCCAUCCUCCAGAGUCCCGUUUGCACAGUCUGGGGGCUUGGGGCUCCUGGCUCGCCCGGAGGUGGGAGGACGGCUGGGCCCCAGCCUCUAGGGCCCCUGCGCACUUUACUUCCUCUCCCUGCCUUAACCCCGUACCCACCCGCACCCCAAAGAUGCCACUGAGGCCUGCUAGAGGCCCCCCUCACAAUGUGCUCCCCCGGGGACAGCCCUAGCAGAGCUAGACCAGCCCCUCCAGCGGGCCCCCACAAAUAAACAGCAAGGACUAUG
Molecule: messenger RNA, 3538 nt
Organism: Sorex fumeus (smoky shrew)
Lineage: Eukaryota; Metazoa; Chordata; Mammalia; Eulipotyphla; Soricidae
Gene: CC2D1A
Product: coiled-coil and C2 domain containing 1A
Exons: 29
Coding region: 268-3099 (943 amino acids)
Biological process (GO): regulation of transcription by RNA polymerase II
Cellular component (GO): nucleus
Molecular function (GO): RNA polymerase II cis-regulatory region sequence-specific DNA binding; DNA-binding transcription repressor activity, RNA polymerase II-specific
Source: RefSeq, a predicted model, not a curated record